Bursaphelenchus okinawaensis is the source of this 1161-nucleotide messenger RNA. The record is from the annotation of a GenBank genome assembly. NCBI's taxonomy places the organism in Eukaryota, Metazoa, Nematoda, Chromadorea, Rhabditida, Aphelenchoididae.
AUGAAUUGCGACCUGACCAAGGUGAGUUGGAUCUAAAGCUUUUUUGGUUUUGAUACAUUGAAUUACAGCUUUUAAGCUAUUAAAACUAUGUUUAUGAUGAUUAAAACUCAAUUUAAAACCGAAUAUUUCACAAAUUACCUAAAAAUAAGGCUUAUAUAUUGAUACUUUACCUUAUCAAAAACAUGAUCUACAAGCCCUGGAAUCACCCCUAAUUCCCGUUUAUGCAAAUCUCUUUCAGUGUCAGUCCUGUGAUGAUCUCCAAAGCUGCGAUGACAUGCGAAACGAACUGAAUGCCAUCAAAAAACUGUGUGCAAAGCACGAACGUCUAUAUCGGAAGUUCUCGUCGUGGAAAAACUCCAUUGCCAAAGUAAGAAAGUACAAAGUUUUUUGACAACUACAUAAAAAGAAAGCAGCGUCAGAGUUGGAACAGGGUUUAAAGUAUAUCUAGAACCAAGUCAAUUUAAAGUUUACGACAAUCCUUAACCGAAACAUUCUAAAUUUUUGCCAUUUUUAUAAAAAUUACGGCAUAUUUUUCUUUACCUAACAUAACAUAAAAACCUUAAAAAUCAAUUUUACAUAAUUUAAAAUCAUUAUCAAUAUUAUUUUAAGGCAUAAAAAUAUAAUCUUGUAUCUUCUAGAACGACUGCCAACUAGAAAUCCUGAACGAUACAGCCGCCGUUCUCCGAGCACGGCAAGAGAUACUGGCAGAAACUUUGGCCUUAAGACGAGGUUUGUUGUGUUAAUUUUUAUGAUCCUGAGUUCAGUAUUCCGUUUAGGUAAUCCCGAACUACUACAACAACUCCAGAAAGACAUCCAAGCGGUCGAAAAUCAGGUCGACAUCUGGAUGCGAGAUCUAGCCGAAAUUAGUAGUGACCGUACAAACUUAGAUGUAAGUUGUGAAUACUAACACAUCCUUUGUUGAAGUAUAUAUAGAGUUCUUGGACAUUUUUAACAGCUAAUUCAUGACUUUUCAAUAAAUAAUACCUUCAGAUAGAACUAAUCCAACUCCGCUGCAAACUACAACGCUCGAUGACCAACAUCGAGCUGGCCCACAUCGACUUCGAGAUGAUCGAGGAGCAACAUCGCGACAUCUGGCGGCGAUUCCUCUACGAACUCCCGAAACCCGAAAAACGAGUAGCCGACAUAACCGAGUUAAGUUAA